Molecule: messenger RNA, 2618 nt
Organism: Nelumbo nucifera (sacred lotus)
Lineage: Eukaryota; Viridiplantae; Streptophyta; Magnoliopsida; Proteales; Nelumbonaceae
Product: Methylthiotransferase
Biological process (GO): tRNA methylthiolation
Cellular component (GO): endoplasmic reticulum
Molecular function (GO): tRNA (N(6)-L-threonylcarbamoyladenosine(37)-C(2))-methylthiotransferase activity; 4 iron, 4 sulfur cluster binding
Source: RefSeq, a predicted model, not a curated record
CCGAGCCUCAUGUGGUCGAAAAUCUUAAGUCGGGCAACCCGCCUUUGCAGCCCUUUCGGGGGUUAUGGGCUAGGAAAAUAGGACACCCAGAUGGUGAUUACUCGAACACCAUCUAUUCUGAGAGUCGGAGAGAGUGAAUUGAAUUGACAGACUCCCUCCCUGAGCACGCGCCACGCAUUCCAACUUGAUCACAGAAAGGCGAGGGAUCAACCACUGGAACAGCAGCAGCCAUUUUUUUUUUUUUUCUGUUUGUAUUUGGCCGAGCUGACUCAAUCAAGUCUGUCAAGUUCGUAUGAAAUUCCUACAGCAAUCGACCAGGAAAUAGGUAAUCUUCUAACAAGAGUCGUUAUCGUAGGUAUACUGGGCUGAGCUUGUUUUCUGAAAACACCAAUUUAUGCCAAAUCACACUGGAACACAGGGUUUGCUCCUUUUUAUUGCCUUGGCAUAGAUGUUUCUCGAUAUUCCGUCCCUAGUAAGAGGAUCUUGACUUACUUCAAUAGAGUUCUGGAUCAAGUCGAGUUUUUGGAUUUUGGAAGUGUUUGGAGGUGGGGGUGGAAAGGGUGAAGGCGGGAUUUUCGAAGGUGUUGUGAGCAGAAGAAGAUUGGUGUUUGAUUAUGGAAGACAUAGAAGAUUUGUUAGUUGGAAGUGGAGGAGCUCCACCUGGCUUUCGCUUACCAUUGACGGCCGUGGGAAUGAAGCCCAGGAGGAACAAGCCCAAUAACCAUGCCAGCAAAGAGCAGAACACUAAAUUUCAAGGCCUCUCACCCACUUCCUCACCUGAAGUACCAGGCACCCAGACUAUUUACAUGAAAACUUUUGGGUGCUCACAUAACCAGAGUGAUAGCGAGUACAUGGCUGGUCAGCUUGCAGCGUUUGGAUAUGUGUUGAGUGACAAUCCUGAGGAGUCUGACCUCUGGCUGAUAAAUACAUGUACUGUAAAGUCUCCUAGUCAGUCUGCCAUGGAUACUUUAAUUAUAAGAUGUAAGAAUGCGAAAAAGCCAUUGGUGGUGGCUGGAUGUGUACCUCAAGGCAGUCGAGAUCUAAAGGAAUUACAAGGAGUUAGUAUAGUUGGAGUUCAGCAAAUUGAUCGUGUGGUUGAAGUUGUAGAAGAGACUCUAAAAGGUCAUGAAGUGCGACUUUUGAACCGCAAGACAUUGCCUGCACUUGACCUUCCUAAGGUGAGAAAGAACGAAUUUAUUGAGAUUCUUCCCAUUAAUGUUGGUUGUUUAGGUGCUUGCACUUAUUGCAAGACAAAGCAUGCUCGUGGGCAUUUAGGUAGUUAUACUGUGGACAGCCUUGUAGAGCGUGUGCGGACUGUUAUAGCUGAUGGAGUGAAGGAAAUAUGGCUAAGCAGUGAAGAUACUGGAGCAUAUGGUCGUGAUAUUGGGGUUAAUCUUCCAAUUUUGCUUAAUGCUAUUGUUGCGGAACUUCCCCCUGACAGGAGUACAAUGCUUCGCAUUGGAAUGACUAAUCCUCCUUUUAUUCUUGAGUACUUAGAAGAGAUAGCCAACGUUCUGUCUCAUCCGUGUGUAUAUUCCUUUCUUCAUGUACCUGUUCAAUCUGGAAGUGACUCAAUUCUGACUGCAAUGAAUCGGGAAUAUACUGUGAGUGAAUUCAGAAUUGUUGUAGAUACUUUGAUGCGACUUGUACCUGGGAUGCAGAUUGCUACUGAUAUUAUUUGUGGAUUUCCUGGUGAAACUGAUGAAGAUUUUUCUCAAACAGUCGGCCUUAUUAACGAGUACAAGUUUCCUCAAGUUCAUAUUUCACAGUUCUAUCCCAGACCUGGAACGCCUGCUGCAAGGAUGAAGAAAGUUCCAAGUAAUAUAGUUAAGAAAAGGAGUCGUGAAUUGACUUCAAUCUUUGAAUCCUUCACACCAUAUCAGGGAAUGGAAGGUCAAGUAGAGAAAAUAUGGAUCACUGAAAUUGCAACUGAUGGAAUUCACUUGGUGGGUCAUACCAAGGGAUAUGUGCAGGUUCUUGUAAAUGCUCCUGAAAGCAUGCUUGGAACAUCAACCAACGUAAAGAUAACAUCCAUUGGGAGGUGGUCAGUGUUUGGUGAAGUGAUUGACACUCUUGACCAAAUACCAGACACUACAUUCAGCGGAAUAAAAUCCACUGUGGAUAAAUUUCAUCUUUGCUCUGAUCUGUACGAGACUUGUGCAUGCUCAGGACAGCCAGAGCCAUGUGCUUGUGCAGAGCAAAACUGCAAGGAGCAAAAUGUUGUGAGAAAAAGCACCAACACAAGGGCUGACAAGUCACUGGAAGAACAAAAGAGUAGGAACCCAAUUGGGUGGUUAUGUAGGAGGCGAAAGGUUCAGAGGCCAGAAUGCAUGGUAAAUGGACAUGCUGUGAAACCUAUCGAGAAACAAGUGAUGAGGAAAAGAUUGGGUGAGCUGGGUGUUAUUGAUUGGGCUCUACUAUUUGGGAUACUUGUGAGCUUUUUUACAAUUUUAGCCUUGCUUUUAGAUCUGACUUUUAGGAUGCAGUCGUCCAAAUGAAAGAGAAUAGUGUAUCGUUCACAUCCAUAAGUUCUUUUAGUGAUUAAGCUGCAAAUUUUGACCCGUGUAUUGUAAUGCCAUAUAUUAUUUUUUUAAGGAAAUGCAUAAAUUUUGCUUUCA